CAGCCCCACCCGACCCUGACAAGUGACCAUGGAUCCUGGAGCCGGGCCAGACUCAUCUCUGACUGUCAAUGAGCAGGUCAUCGUGAUGUCAGGCCAUGAGACCAUCCGAGUUCUGGAGGUUGGAGUGGAUGCCCAGAUCCCUGCUGAGGAGGAGGGCAAAGCACUGGAAGGUGUGGCCGCCGAGGGCUCCCAGAGCGGAGGCCCCACCAAAGCCGGUGAAGCUGCUGGUGAAGCUGGGCCAGACAACCCAGACUCCUCUGCAGAGGCAACUGUGAAGUCACUCCCGGGGAUGCCUCCGAGCCCCGCCCCUGCUGUUGCCACCUUCAGCCAAGCCCCAUGCCAGCCUCAGGCAUCGCAGACCCUGACGCCACUGGCUGUACAAGCUGCCCCCCAGGUCUUGACUCAGGAAAACUUAGCCACAGUUCUGACAGGAGUUAUGGUUCCAGCAGGGGCAGUUACUCAACCUCUUCUUAUCCCCAUCAGUAUUGCAGGUCAAGUGGCUGGUCAGCAGGGGCUGGCCGUGUGGACAAUUCCUACAGCAACCGUGGCUGCCCUCCCAGGACUGACCGCUGCUUCUCCCACGGGGGCAAUUUUCAAGCCACCUUUAGCCGGUCUCCAAGCAGCUGCUGUGCUGAACGCCGCUCUCCCGGCACCUGUACAAGCUGCCCCACCGGCCCAGGCCUCCUCGCCCACCCGGCCCCGACCGCCAGCCCAGCCCCAGACGCUGAUCCAGACCCAGCCGCUGCUGCAGACCACACCUGCCAUUCUGCCGCAGCCCACUGCUGCCACCGCGACUGCCCCCACCCCCAAGCCAGUGGACAGCCCCCCACAGAUCACCGUUCAGCCUGCAGGCUUCGCGUUUAGCCCAGGAAUCAUCAGUGCUGCUUCCCUCGGGGGACAGACCCAGAUCCUGGGCUCCCUCACUGCAACUCCGGUCAUUGCCAACGCCGUUCCCAGCAUGCCGGGGAUCAGCAGUCAGAUCCUCACCAACGCUCAGGGACAGGUUAUUGGAACACUUCCGUGGGUAGUGAACUCGGCUAGCAUGGCGGCCCCAGCACCAGCCCAAAGCCUGCAGGUCCAGGCUGUGACCCCCCAGCUGUUGUUGAACGCGCAGGGCCAGGUGAUCGCAGCCCUGGCCAGCAGCCCCCUGACUUCUCCCGUGGCUGUCCGGAAGCCAAGCACUCCUGAGUCCCCCGCUAAGAGUGAGGUGCAGCCCAUCCAGCCCCCAGCAGCCAUGCCCCAGCCAGCUGUGGUCAUCGCCAGCCCAGCCCCAGCGGCCAAGCCAGCUGCCUCUGCUCCCAUCCCGAUCACCUGCUCAGAGACCCCUACUGUCAGCCAGCUGGUGUCCAAGCCACAUACCCCGAGUCUGGAUGAGGACGGGAUCAACUUAGAAGAGAUCCGGGAGUUUGCCAAGAACUUUAAGAUCCGGCGGCUAUCCCUGGGCCUCACACAGACCCAGGUGGGUCAGGCUUUGACCGCGACGGAAGGCCCAGCCUACAGCCAGUCAGCCAUUUGCCGGUUUGAGAAGCUGGACAUCACGCCCAAGAGCGCACAGAAGCUGAAGCCAGUGCUGGAGAAGUGGCUGAAUGAAGCCGAACUCCGGAACCAGGAAGGCCAGCAGAACCUGAUGGAAUUUGUGGGAGGCGAGCCCUCCAAGAAACGCAAGCGCCGCACCUCCUUUACCCCCCAGGCCAUAGAGGCUCUUAACGCCUACUUCGAGAAGAACCCGCUGCCCACAGGCCAAGAGAUCACCGAGAUUGCUAAGGAGCUCAACUACGACCGGGAGGUCGUGCGGGUCUGGUUCUGCAACCGGCGCCAGACGCUCAAGAACACCAGCAAGCUGAAUGUCUUUCAGAUCCCUUAG
This is a messenger RNA of Mesoplodon densirostris (Blainville's beaked whale), 1864 nucleotides long. RefSeq names its product POU class 6 homeobox 1 (gene POU6F1). The transcript has 10 exons. Gene Ontology annotation, biological process: regulation of transcription by RNA polymerase II. Lineage: Eukaryota; Metazoa; Chordata; Mammalia; Artiodactyla; Ziphiidae. The record is from RefSeq and is a predicted model, not a curated record. Gene Ontology annotation, molecular function: RNA polymerase II cis-regulatory region sequence-specific DNA binding; DNA-binding transcription factor activity, RNA polymerase II-specific. Bases 29 to 1864 code for a protein of 611 amino acids.